Messenger RNA from Racocetra persica, 170 nucleotides. NCBI's taxonomy places the organism in Eukaryota, Fungi, Glomeromycota, Glomeromycetes, Diversisporales, Gigasporaceae. The record is from the annotation of a GenBank genome assembly.
AUGACUUAUCUGAAUAUGUUUCUGAUAUAUCAGAAUUACUUGAAAAUUCUUUUGAUACAUCGCAAUUACUUGAAAAUUUUUCUAAUACAUCGCAAUUUGGUGAAACUAUUAAAAAACAUAAAGAAAAUCUGAUGGCAAAGGUCACUACAGUACAAAAUAUCAUUAUUGUA